This is a messenger RNA of Trichoplusia ni (cabbage looper), 858 nucleotides long. RefSeq names its product transcriptional regulator ATRX homolog. Gene Ontology annotation, molecular function: ATP binding; ATP hydrolysis activity; ATP-dependent chromatin remodeler activity. The record is from RefSeq and is a predicted model, not a curated record. Bases 1 to 846 code for a protein of 281 amino acids. The transcript has 7 exons. Lineage: Eukaryota; Metazoa; Arthropoda; Insecta; Lepidoptera; Noctuidae. Gene Ontology annotation, cellular component: nucleus.
AUGGUCUUAACGGAGACAGCCAUCGGUCAUCUCGCUAAAGAUGAUUUACUAAAUGAAAGUGAUUCUUCGGCGUCUCAGGAUGUAGAGGCCACUGAGGAUACACAACACAUAGAAGAUUCCGAGGAAGAAAACGUUAUAUCAAAAAGGCGUAAGGCAAAUGCAAUAUCAUCAGACUCAGAAGGCGGGACUUCGCGUCGUAAACAUGAAGACGAUGAAGAAGCUAGGGUUAGCGACUUUGAGGAUUCCGAGGAUGAGAGCUCAGAGUCUGCAAAACGCUCCAAGCGGAAGAAAAAGCCCUCGGAAAGCGACGGAUCAGCGGGAUCUAGUAAUGAGGGAAAAAAGAAACGUCGACGCAUAAAACAAGUUAAUGAUAGUGAUGGAUCUGGAUCGGACACUGAAAAUGAAGGUAGAAAUAAACACGGCAGGAAGAAUAUACGUAAGGUAAUGGGUAAGAAUCAGUUAGAGGAAGCUACAAAGAAAGCUGCUCGCGAAGAAAAGGAAAGAAUUGCUCGUAUUGCAGAUAGACAGAAAUUGUACAAUAAUUUGGACUUUGAUGAGACUGGAAAGCCGGAUGAAGUUGUCUUGGAAAAAGUCGUGUUGGAUUUCGAUCCAGAAACUAAAGAACCACUAAUUCAAGUUGACAGAGGUCUCGUCAAGAAGUUGAAACCACAUCAGGCUAAUGGUAUAAAGUUCAUGUGGGACGCGUGCUUCGAGAGUGCCAAGCGAAUCAAAAAAGACAGAGGCUCAGGAUGCAUCUUAGCGCAUUGCAUGGGUCUGGGAAAAACGUUACAAGUGAGUGUAUCAUUAUCCUUCUGUUUGGUAACUAGGUUAUGUUUAAUUGUAUAAAUUGGUUGGACU